This is a messenger RNA of Fonsecaea multimorphosa CBS 102226, 1341 nucleotides long. RefSeq lists its product as uncharacterized. Bases 1 to 1341 code for a protein of 446 amino acids. NCBI's taxonomy places the organism in Eukaryota, Fungi, Ascomycota, Eurotiomycetes, Chaetothyriales, Herpotrichiellaceae. Gene Ontology annotation, cellular component: fungal-type vacuole membrane. The transcript is spliced from 5 exons. Gene Ontology annotation, biological process: transmembrane transport. The record is from RefSeq and is a predicted model, not a curated record. Gene Ontology annotation, molecular function: transmembrane transporter activity.
AUGUCAAACCCCCAGCAUGAUAUUUCUAAGACAAGAGUCGAUGCCAUUCCCAUCGAUGCUCCUAGUAGCAAAGAAGUUGAGAUCGGGGCGACGGCCGUUGUUUCUUUGCCACCAAUAACCCUCAUAGAUGGUGGAUUCCGGGCAUGGCUCCAGGUCAUUGGGUGUUUCCUUGUCUUCUUCAAUGUCUGGGGCUUCACCUUUGCCUUCGGCCUCUUCCAGAACUAUUACGAGACAUCCUUCCUAAAGUCCAGCUCUGCAUCCGACAUAUCCUGGAUCGGAACACUCGCAUCCUACCUAUUGAUCGUUAUUGGCAUAAUUUCUGGGCCAUUGUUUGAUCUCGGUCAUUACCGCUCCAUGCUCUUUGGCGGCGCGGCUAUGUCAUGCCUUGGAAUUUUCAUGUUAAGCUUGUCAAGUCAGUACUAUCAGAUCAUAUUGACUCAGGGCAUCUGUACUGGCCUGGGCUGUGGCGUACUUUUUAUCCCAGGAAUGGCACUUGUCAGUCGUUCAUUUAAAGCCCGGAGAGCAGUUGCACUGGGCGUCGUGAGUUGCGGCGCUCCGUUUGGUGGCAUCAUCUAUACCAUUGUCUUUCAGCAGCUGAUCGACCCCUUGGGUUUUGCGUGGACUGUCAGAGUUAUGGGUUUCAUCAUGCUCUCAACGUUUCUUAUGGCCUUCCCUCUGUUGCUCUGGGGCGCGACAAAUACUGGUGACAUCAGCUCGGGCACUGCGAGAAAACUCUUCGACAAAGCAGCUCUUAAGGAUAGCGGGUUUUGGUUCUAUACUUGGGCAAACUUCUUCUUGUUUACUGGCUACCUCGUUCCCUUCUUCUAUAUACCCAGUUAUGCACAGCUUGCAUUGGGCACAUCACGAGCUCUGGCGCUUUAUUCGGUUGUCAUUGCGCAAGGAUCUUCUGUGGUGGGGCGAAUGAUAGCCUCGACUGUCGCUCUGCAUAUAGGUGUCAUGAUUCCCUGGUUGACAUGUGGCUUCGUCUCCGCCAUUCUUUGCCUAGCUUGGAUAGCCAUUGACAGCAAAGCAUCUUUCUGCGCAUUUGCCGCUCUUUAUGGCUUCUUCAGCGGCGCUCUCAUUCCACUCCCACCUAGCAUAUUCCCCGUUGUCUGCCCUGACCCGAAGGUCUUGGGCGCUCGCCUUGGUAUGGCUCAAGCAAUCGGCGCUACUGCUUCCCUUAUCGGUAGCCCGAUUGCUGGAGCCCUUGUUGGUGAUGACGGACGGCACUAUGUGGGACUGCAACUCUUCAGCGGGCUUGUGAUGAUGGUCGGAAGUGUGUUUCAACUAUGCCUUUGGUUCACCUUGGUCAAGAAGAGAGACUGCAAGGUCCUAGUCUAG